Molecule: messenger RNA, 557 nt
Organism: Nicotiana tabacum (common tobacco)
Lineage: Eukaryota; Viridiplantae; Streptophyta; Magnoliopsida; Solanales; Solanaceae
Product: large ribosomal subunit protein eL34-like
Biological process (GO): translation
Cellular component (GO): ribosome
Molecular function (GO): structural constituent of ribosome
Source: RefSeq, a predicted model, not a curated record
AGAGAGAGAGAGAGAGAGAGAGAGAGAGAGAGGUUCCGAAGAUGGUGCAGCGACUCACAUAUCGGAAACGCCACAACUAUGCCACCAAAUCCAACCAGCACCGUGUCGUCAAAACCCUAGGUGGGAAGUUGAUUUACCAGAGUACCAAGAAGCGGGCUAGUGGUCCUAAGUGUCCUGUAACUGGAAAGAGGAUUCAGGGGAUUCCACACUUGAGACCAACUGAGUAUAAGAGAUCCAGAUUAUCUAGGAACAGGAGGACUGUGAACCGUGCCUAUGGUGGAGUAUUGUCUGGAAGUGCAGUAAGGGAGAGGAUUAUUCGAGCUUUCUUGGUGGAAGAGCAGAAAAUUGUGAAGAAGGUUUUGAAGAUCCAAAAAGCCAAAGAAAAGCUGGCGGCCAAGAGCUAAGCUGAGAGUUUAGAGGGACUUUAUUUUAAAUUUUGGUGAAAUUUUGACAUUCAAGUGUUUACAAGUUGUGCACUACAAAUUGACCUGAUUGCUGCAGCUUUUGAGGAGCAUUUUGCUUUAGUUGAUUAUAUCCGACUUCAUUCCCCCAUUCUA